AUAUUCUCCCUACUGCGCAGCCUCUAAAUCUCGGGAUAUAAAAAGAAGCAAGUUUAGACAGACGGUCAACGUCGUGUUGAGAAGGAACACUUCAGUUGACGUUGGUGGUGCUAUAGUAUUCGGCCAACCUGAUGACGUUGACGAAGCCAGAUCGAGGCUGGGCAUGGGUCGUCAUGUUCGCCGCUUGUGUAGCGCAAGGCCUACAGAGCGGCAUCUGCUACACAGUCGGAAUAAUUCAAGUAGCCUUGCAGAAGAGGUUCAACAGUAGUGUAGCUUUCACGUCGUGGGCUAAUGGAAUCUUUAUAUUCUUUAUAUCCUCAGCGGGUGUGAUCGGAAGCGUCAUUAUCAGCAGAUACAAUUGUCGCACGGCGUUACUGGUGGGUUCGGCGAUGAUGACGUCAGGUCUGGCUGCGAGUGCUGUUGUGGAGUCUAUAGAGCUAAUCUUUGUGACGUAUGGCGUCAUUACAGGUGUCGGCGCCGGUAUAGUGUACACGGCUACCGUGGUAGUCGUGGGUCUGAACUUCGAAGAGAAAAGGAGUAUGGCGACUGGUGUAGCAGCGAGCGGGGCCGGCGUUGGUAUAUUUAUUUUCCCGCCAUUAUUUCAGCUAGCACGGAGUAACUACGGUGACAAAGGUUUCUUUUUAAUAAUGGCAUGUGUUGCUUUAAACAUCAGUGUAUUUGGAUGCCUUUGUUUUCCGACCACACUUGAGAAAAACAAUCAGACAUGUGCAUUAAAUUCAUCUUCAAAGUAUCUAUCGAGAAGUAAACGUAUUUGUAAUCGAUUUCAUUUGUUUCGUCAUGUGCCUUUCCUAUGCAUUUGCCUGAGUUUGUUAGCUAGUCACCUCGGAAUUAAUUUGAUCUAUGUACACCUCACGAAUUAUUCAAUAUCGAGGGGAUCGACUGAUAUCCAGGCGUCACUUCUAACCUCUGUUAUCGGCUUCACAGGAAGUCUAGGGAGACUUUGUAUCGGAUUCACUGGAAAUGUAGACAAUAUCUAUAACAUGGUGCUAUAUUUUGGUACAUUUGGAAUGCUCGGGACAGCAACAGUACUGUUUCAACUGUACAGUGCUACCUAUACAGGACAGAUGAUAUAUGCCGUUCUUUUCGGAACCUACUCCGGUUGUUGUUAUGUUUUACUAAACAGCAUUACUCCAGAACUAGUGGGAGUCAACAACCUGGCACUGGCCAUCGGGAUCGAGAUGCUCUUCGCUGGAAUAGGUAGCUUAAUAGGAGCCCUUAUGGCAGGUGUUAUCGUUGAUAAUGGAGGAACAUACGAAAGUGCAUUCACACUGGCUGGUUUCUCUGUCCUUAUGGCUGCGGUAUUUGUACUAUCCGCGGAGGCCUUCCGCUACAAUAGUCAGCCGGAGAAGAAACACAAUUCCCCUGAAGAAGAAGCCUUUAACAUAGACGACACGAAAUGUAAUACCGAACGCAAUGUUUCAAUUCUAUCUGUUAUACAUACACAACCACCAUUAAAACCGUAA
Mizuhopecten yessoensis (Yesso scallop) is the source of this 1484-nucleotide messenger RNA. Its product is annotated as monocarboxylate transporter 12-B-like. The record is from RefSeq and is a predicted model, not a curated record. Gene Ontology annotation, biological process: monocarboxylic acid transport; transmembrane transport. Gene Ontology annotation, molecular function: monocarboxylic acid transmembrane transporter activity. Bases 132 to 1484 code for a protein of 450 amino acids. NCBI's taxonomy places the organism in Eukaryota, Metazoa, Mollusca, Bivalvia, Pectinida, Pectinidae. The transcript is spliced from 6 exons.